UUGCCGCAGCUGUAGAAUCAUUAAGGUUUAAACCCUAACGAACUGAAACACUUUCUUUCUCGUGUGUGAAUUCUAAAGCCCUAAAGUAACAGUGGUUGAGAAUGGCGGAACCGAGUGAGUUGAGUCGCUACAUUGAGUCAUACGUCGAUUCUUCUUCGACUCCAGCUCAACAGGCUGCUAGUUUGGACUCAGUUGGGUGUCUUGUGAAAUCUGAUUCCUUAACUCUGGAAGCUCUGGUUCGAGAGUUGCAGAUUUAUUUGACAACAACAGAUAAUGUUAUUCGUGCAAGAGGAAUCCUGCUUCUAGGUGAGGUGCUUAAGCGUAUUGAGUCGAAACCUCUUGGCAGUGCAAAUAUACAUACCUUGGUUGUGUUCUUCAAGGACAGGCUGGCAGAUUGGAGAGCACUACGAGGUGCACUUAUUGGUUGCUUGUCACUGAUAAGGAGAAAAAGUGUGGUGGGGAUGGUAACUGGUACUGAUGCCAAAGCCAUUGUUCAGUCCUUUCUAGACUACAUUCAAGUUCAGUCCUUAGGACAGUAUGACAGGAAGCUAUCCCUUGAACUACUUGAUUGUCUGCUAGAACGCUACUCCGACGUGCUUGCUUCACUGGGCGAGGAACUUAUUUAUGGAAUUUGUGAAGCUGUGGAUAUAGAAAAGGAUCCAGAGUGUUUAAUGCUCAUUUUUCAUAUUAUUGAGACUGUCGGAAAAUUAUAUCUUGAUCCAUCUGGUCCAAAUACAAACUUUGUUGAAGAAAUUUUUGAUAUUUUAGAAGCCUACUUUCCUAUUCACUUUACACAUCCAGUGGGUGAUGAUGCUCAUGUUCAAAGAGAUGAUCUGUCAAGAGCUUUGAUGGCUGCAUUCUCUUCCACACCUCUUUUCGAGCCAUAUCUCAUCCCUUUGUUACUUGAUAAGCUUUCUUCCUCGCUACAUUCAGCAAAGAUUGAUUCCCUGAGGUAUCUGAGAGCUUGCUCUUCCAAGUAUGGAGCAGAGAGAAUCGCAAAAUAUGUACGUGCUAUUUGGCCUUUAAUAAAGGACAUCAUAUCUACUUAUUUGGAGGACCCAGAUUUUUCUUUUACUCUAGCACCUUUGAAUGGUUUUGGCCCCUCAAAGAAUGAAUUAGUAAUAGAAGCUCUAUCCCUCCUUCAGCAACUUAUUUUGCAAAAUAGCAAUUUAUUAGUUAGCUUAAUAAUUGAUGAUGAAGAUGUCAACAUUUGUAUCAAGACAACUGCCUCUUAUGAGAAAUACAACGAUAUUCCUGUCCAAGAAAAGAAGAAACUGCAUUGUGUCGGUUGUAUUCUCCAUGUCAUGGCGAAGACUUCUCUUUCUUCCUGCAAUGAAGUAUUUCAGAAUCAUUUCUCCCGAAUAAUGGAUAAUGUGGUUUCUGUUGGAAAUCUUGAUAACCCACAAAAUGGUGAAGUUUUUCCCUCUCAGAGAGUCAAGUUUGGAUUACUUUAUCUCUGCAUUGAACUACUUGAAGGAUGCAGGAAAUUAUUUUCAGUGUCUGAACACCCAGCUUUGCAGUAUGUUCUUGAGCAUGAAACAUGCUGCACUGAGCUUCAUAGGUUUUCAACUCCGUUGUUUAAUGCCUUUUGUUCAGUGUUGGCAUUAAGUAAUGAGAUAUGCCCCCUUGAUCCAGAGAUAUACAUUGGAGUGAAGGGUUUGCAGAUACUGGCUAUGUUUUGUUCAGAUGUUUUUCCAGUACCAAUGUUACUAUUUGAGGAUAUUUUGAAGAAACUAAUGUCAAUCAUAAUAGAGGAUUCCAAUAAAAUGACGCUAUGGGAAGCGGCACUAAAAGCAUUGUUUCAUAUUGGUUCAUUUGUUCAAAAGUUCGAUGAAUCUGAAAAGGCGAUGAGCUACAAGAGUUUAGUCGUAGAAAAAGCUGCAGAACUGCUUUCUAUCAAUGAUAUUAAUCUACCUCUUUCACUCAAAGUAAAAGCAUUAUCUGAGAUAGGAAUGACUGGAAAGAUAAAUAUGCUGACCAUUCUUCAAGGGUUGAGAGGAGUUGUAUUUGCCAAUGUAUCUGAUGUUUGUGCCAGUAGAAAUUCAAGGUCUUUUGAAACUGCUGUUCAGCUUUUGGAGUGCUAUUCUUGCAAGUUGCUUCCAUGGAUCCAUGAGAACAGAUGUUCGGAGGAGUUCAUAGAGCAAUUUGCUGUAGAUAUUUGGGCUCAUGCAGGAAAUUGCAUGGAUAUUUGUGCUCCCUUUGAGGAAAAGGGUCUUCUUGAUGCAUUAAUGAAAGUUAUGAAAGUUUCUGUAGCAAGUUGCUCUGUGGACAGUCAAAACACGAUAAUAUUAAAAGCUUAUACAGUAUUGUCAUCGCAUACUAACUUUCAGCUAAAUAAAGUUGAAAGAAUGCCACUUAGUCCUGGACAGUAUGACAUUUCCCAUAGAGAUGAGUGGAUACUUUCAUUAUUUGCAUCAGCAAUUAUUGCAGUUUGCCCCAAGACACACAUUCCAAAUUUAAGAGUACUUCUGGAUCUAUUUAUGGUAAUGCAUCUCAGAGGCAUUGUUCCAGCUGCGCAGGCCUUGGGUUCUAUAAUAAAUAAAUUGGCUUCAAAAUCCAGCAGUGCAGAAAGUUCAAGUGACCUUACCUUGGAAGAAGCUCUGGAUAUUAUAUUCUGCACGAAAUUAUGGUUUUCCACGUCUGAUAUGUUGCAGAGAACUAAUAGAACAAAUGGGAGUGCGAUGGUUAUUACUGAUUUAUGCCUGGGUGGUGCAAAUGAUAGACUGCUUCAAAUCAAUGCCAUUUGUGGGCUCUCGUGGAUUGGAAAAGGUUUGCUUAUGUGUGGUCAGGAAAAGAUUAAAGACAUCGCUAUGAUUUUUAUAGGGUGCUUGAAGACUGAAGAGCAACCAUUGGAUCCUUUAGUAAUGAAAUGUGCUGCUGAUGCAUUUCAUGUUCUUAUGAGUGAUUCUGAUGUCUGUUUGAACAAAAAAUUUAAUGCCAUAAUUAGGCCACUUUAUAAGCAGCGAUUUUUCUCUUCAAUGAUGCCAGUUUUUCAGCAGUUGAUCACAAAAUCUCACCCUUCAUUCUCCAGAUCUUUCUUGUAUCGAGCCAUGGCACAUAUCAUAUCUGAUACUCCACUAAUUGUUAUAUUAAAUGACGCUAACAAGCUCAUACCAGUUCUCCUGGAUUGCAUGUCAAUAUUAACAGAGGAUGUCCAGGAUAAAGAUAUUUUAUAUGGCCUGUUGCUUUUGUUAUCUGGGAUAUUGACCAAUAAAAAUGGAACAGAAGCUGUAACCGAGAAUGCACAUAUUAUCAUCAGCUGUCUGACUAGACUUGUAGAUUAUCCUAAUAAGACGCUUGUUCGAGAGACAGCUAUUCAAUGUCUUCUUGCCAUGUCUGAGCUGCCACAUGCCCGAAUCUAUCCUAUGAGAACACAGGUACUGCAGUCAAUAGCAAAAGCUCUCGAUGACAAAAAGAGAAGUGUUCGGCGCGAAGCUAUCAGAUGUCGGCGUGCAUGGAGCCAUCAUUGAUGAAGUUCACAAUCAACUUCCCAAGCUACUGGAAGGUCCUCCCGUCCAACUUGAAGUAUGAUUUUCCACCAAAAGAAUCAACUUCAAGUUUUUGAAAUGGUGGAUAUUAACACUUGUAAAUAUCAAUUUCGUUGCAUGGUGGAUAGUUACUUGUAAAAAGGCGAGUUUGGCAAUCUGAAUGUUCAUUUU
Messenger RNA from Arachis stenosperma, 3659 nucleotides. Its product is annotated as MMS19 nucleotide excision repair protein homolog. The record is from RefSeq and is a predicted model, not a curated record. Gene Ontology annotation, biological process: iron-sulfur cluster assembly. Bases 102 to 3470 code for a protein of 1122 amino acids. Lineage: Eukaryota; Viridiplantae; Streptophyta; Magnoliopsida; Fabales; Fabaceae. Gene Ontology annotation, cellular component: cytosolic [4Fe-4S] assembly targeting complex. The transcript is spliced from 20 exons.